AGGGAGGCUUCCUCAGGCUGCCAUGAGAACUUGAGCAGAAGCUCAUUGCCGGCUUCCUCCUGGUGCAAGCUGCGUGUGAGCCCCAGGUCCCCCAUCUUCCCCAGGGACGUCGAGGACACUUCAGCACAAAAACCCUGCACUGCCCUCCACUAAGAGCCAGGCUGGAGACAGAUGCUGAGAACAGGAAGGCUGUGCGAGGAUUCCCCUGGCCUCGUCCUUGCUUCUAACCGGUGCUGGUACCAGGUGCCCGGUCCCGGGAGCCGUGACCAUGGAGGCUCUCCCCAAGGACGUGGAGGUCAACGAGAAGUCUCCAGAAUCCAAGGACCUGCUGCCCAGCCAGACCGCCAGCUCCCUGUGCAUCAGCUCCAGAAGUGAGUCUGUCUGGACCACCACCCCCCGGAGUAACUGGGAAAUCUACCGCAAGCCCAUCGUCAUCAUGUCCGUGGGCGGUGCAAUCCUCCUGUUCGGUGUGGUCAUCACCUGCUUGGCCUACACCCUGAACCUGGGUGACAAGAGCCUCAAGGUCCUUAAGAUGAUAGGGCCCGCCUUCCUGUCUCUGGGACUCAUGAUGCUGGUAUGCGGGCUGGUGUGGGUGCCCAUCAUCAAAAAGAAACAGAAGCAGAGACAGAAGUCAGUUUUCUUCCAGAGCCUCAAGUCCUUCUUCCUGAAUCGCUGAUGACGGUCUCGCCCUCUGUCCUCCCCACCACCCUGCCACCUCGACCAGGAGAAGAUGUGAUAACCAACAUCCAACAUCCCCGGCCCCUUGAGAGGUGGAGUCUUCCGUAAAACUGAUGCAGGCAAACCCUCUCCUGGGCCCCGUGGAAAAGAGCGAGCUCGGAGCUGCACCCUCCAUGCAGCUGGGAGGUACCGCGGGAUGAUCUCAUUUAGUCUCUCUGUUAUCACUGACGUUCCCUCAGAUCCUGGCCGUGGCCAUCGCCUUUCAUGGCUCUCAUCCCAGCCUGUGCAGCCAGGUGUCACUCAUCUAACGCUCUCUGCCAAGUGCUGUGCAUGUUGGGAAAUUCCUUGAGGUGGGCCAUGCCCCAAGAAGAACCUCCUGUUUACAUAUCUGAGUGCCUGAACUGGAUUCUGCAUUUGCUUCCUUCUAGAACCCAAGCUGACCAACGGAGGUCCUUCGCAGAGGGAAGGGAAGUUCUGACCAUUGGGUCUGCCCACCCCAGAUCUCUCUGUGGGCAAGAUGCUGGCUUGCAUUUCAAGAGAUCGGACAAGUCACAAGUAUCAAACAUUCCAAAGAGUGAGCAGUGAAAGGUGGCCGGGGAAGGACUUUCCAGGACGGCACAUUUCCCCUAGAAAUGGCCCUGGGAGUCAGCCAGUGAAGAAAUUUAACCCUUAGUUGUAUAGAAUUUAUACCAGAGGCAGUGAGGUGCGCUAGCAGGUGUCACAGACUCCCCUGACCUUCUAACUCCUUCUCCGUGACUACUCUUCCCUCUGAACUUGACACUUAGCCAAGGACAAGCGUGUGUUGCCCUAACUCCCUCUUUCCCCCACCCCAUGACUCUAGAACAGCCAGGUGGAGAAGGACGCUGUAAGAUUUUUCUCUCCUUCUCCCCCGUCAAGAAUCAAAACCAAGAAGCUUGAAUUCCACAUCUGAGUGUCUGUAGGUUUCCAGCGAUGGAAUUUUCUUUAGAAAAUCCCAACUUCUGCUCUCCCUGCCCCCACUCACCAACAUGCGUUUAAACCUUCAGUGAGGGCCCUGCUCUGGGCCAGGCCCCGGGGCGAGAGCAAGACAGAUGGUCCCUGGGCUCAUCUUCUGUAUAAAGUGAGAGACAGCCAGAGCACCAGGCGGCCAGAACACCCCGGGAUGAGUACUUUCUGAGGAAACGAGGAUGGGGGCAGGAACGCGGAGGGGACAUCUGUCCCAGCCCUGG
Molecule: messenger RNA, 1886 nt
Organism: Globicephala melas (long-finned pilot whale)
Lineage: Eukaryota; Metazoa; Chordata; Mammalia; Artiodactyla; Delphinidae
Gene: PIRT
Product: phosphoinositide interacting regulator of transient receptor potential channels
Biological process (GO): positive regulation of cation channel activity; phosphatidylinositol-mediated signaling
Cellular component (GO): plasma membrane
Molecular function (GO): transmembrane transporter binding; phosphatidylinositol bisphosphate binding
Source: RefSeq, a predicted model, not a curated record